Messenger RNA from Laccaria bicolor S238N-H82, 1071 nucleotides. RefSeq lists its product as uncharacterized. Gene Ontology annotation, cellular component: endosome. Gene Ontology annotation, biological process: retrograde transport, endosome to Golgi; protein retention in Golgi apparatus. The annotation marks the transcript as partial. The record is from RefSeq and is a predicted model, not a curated record. Gene Ontology annotation, molecular function: phosphatidylinositol binding. NCBI's taxonomy places the organism in Eukaryota, Fungi, Basidiomycota, Agaricomycetes, Agaricales, Hydnangiaceae. The transcript has 8 exons.
CAACCGGUUUUCAUUAUUUCAGUGGAGGAUCCACAAAAAGUCGGAGAUCCCAUUCGUUCCUUUACCAUGUACACAGUCCAUACCCGUACUACAUCACCUCUUUUUCAAAAGUCCGCCUUCUCUGUCCUCCGUCGCUACUCAGACUUCCUUUGGCUCUACGAGACGCUUUCAAACAAUAACCCAGGUGUGGUUGUCCCCCCUGUCCCGGAGAAGAACUCUUUCGGUCGGUUUGAUGACCAGUUCGUGCGGCAACGCCGACUGGCCUUGGAGAAGUGCAUUCAGAAGAUCGCCAACCAUCCUGUCUUGGGUAAGGAUGCAGAUCUCCGAACUUUCUUGGAGAGUGACUCUUUCGCACUCGACAUCAAACACAGGAAGGCAGAAAUCGCACAUGAGAGAGGUGGACUGAUUGCUUCGAUCGGUCAGACCAUUUCUGGGCCACGUUUCUAUGAAACAGAUGAGUGGUUCGAUAGGCAAAAGGCCUAUCUUGACAGUUUGGAAUCCCAACUGCGCGGACUUGUUAAGGCCAUCGAGUUGGUUGCAAAACAACGCUCAGACCUUGCCGUUGCGACAGGAGAAUUUGCACAAACCAUCAGUGAUCUAUCAGCAUCGGAUGUUGGGAAACAACUUUCACAGGUUCUUUCUGCGCUGGCGGACGUGGAGCGAAAAGCUCAGGAUACACAAAGCACGCAGUCAGAGCAGGAUAUGGUGACUUUGAUGGCGACUGUUGACGAAUAUGCUCGUCUCAUCAAUUCCGUUCGCCUUGCAUUUAGCUCCCGAAUACGAAUGUACCACGCCUGGAAAAACUCGGAGAAUGAUCUCCUUCGCACAAAACAGAAUCACGAGAAGAAUAGAGCUCAAGGCCGAAUACCUACGGAUCGACUGGGAUAUUCUUUAAGCCAGAUAGCUGAGGCUGAGCGCCGAGCUUUGGAAUCAAAGCAUGAAUAUGACCACGUUUCUAAACUCGUCAAGUCCGAAGUUGCAAGGUUUGAACAGGAGCGCAUUGAAGACUUCAAGGAUUCCUUGCAUGCCUUUCUGGAAGGAAUGAUUUCAAGACAAAAAGAGGUACUUGAA